This is a messenger RNA of Condylura cristata (star-nosed mole), 5184 nucleotides long. It is a transcript of the gene ERBB3, whose product is annotated as erb-b2 receptor tyrosine kinase 3. The record is from RefSeq and is a predicted model, not a curated record. Lineage: Eukaryota; Metazoa; Chordata; Mammalia; Eulipotyphla; Talpidae. Gene Ontology annotation, biological process: protein phosphorylation; multicellular organism development; positive regulation of kinase activity. Gene Ontology annotation, molecular function: protein tyrosine kinase activity; neuregulin binding; ATP binding. The coding region runs from base 15 to 4031 and encodes 1338 amino acids. Gene Ontology annotation, cellular component: basal plasma membrane; signaling receptor complex. The transcript is spliced from 28 exons.
CCUCCCCCGGCGUCAUGAAGGCGACCCCGGCUCUGCAGGUGCUGGGCUUGCUGCUCAGCCUGGCCCGGGGCUCCGAGGUGGGCACCUCGCAGGCAGUGUGUCCCGGGACCCUGAACGGGCUGAGCGUGACUGGCGACGCGGAGAAUCAGUACCAGACGCUGUACAAGCUCUACGAUCGCUGUGAGGUGGUGAUGGGCAACCUGGAGAUCGUGCUCACUGGACACAACGCUGACCUCUCCUUCCUGCAGUGGAUCCGAGAGGUGACCGGCUAUGUCCUGGUGGCCAUGAACGAGUUCUCUACUCUGCCGCUGCCCAACCUUCGCGUGGUGCGGGGGACCCAGGUCUACGACGGGAAGUUCGCCAUCUUUGUCAUGCUCAACUACAACACCAACUCCAGCCACGCCCUGCGCCAGCUGCGCUUCACCCACCUCACCGAGAUUCUUUCCGGGGGUGUUUACAUUGAGAAGAACGAGAAGCUCUGUCACAUGGACACCAUUGACUGGAGCGACAUCGUGCGGGACCGGGAGGCGGCCAUCGUGGUGAAGGACAACGGCAGGAGCUGUCCCCCUUGUCACGAGGACUGCAGGGGGCGGUGCUGGGGCCCCGGACCGGACGACUGCCAGAUACUGACCAAGACCAUCUGUGCCCCUCAGUGUAACGGCCACUGUUUCGGGCCCCUGCCCAACCAGUGCUGUCACGACGAGUGCGCGGGGGGCUGUUCCGGCCCUCAGGACACAGACUGCUUCGCCUGUCGGCUCUUCAACGACAGUGGAGCCUGUGUGCGCCAGUGCCCACAGCCCCUGGUCUACAACAAGCUGACCUUCCAGCUGGAGCCCAACCCCCACACCAAGUACCAGUAUGGAGGAGUCUGUGUGGCCAGUUGUCCCCAUAACUUCGUGGUGGAUCAGACCUCGUGUGUCCGGGCCUGUCCUCCUGACAAGAUGGAAGUAGAUAAAAACGGACUCAAGAUAUGUGAACCUUGUGGGGGGCUUUGCCCCAAAGCCUGCGAGGGGACCGGAGCCGGGAGCCGCUACCAGACGGUGGACUCCAGCAACAUUGAUGGAUUUGUGAACUGCACCAAGAUCCUGGGCAACCUGGACUUUCUUAUCACCGGCCUCAACGGAGAUCCCUGGCACAAGAUCCCUGCCUUGGACCCCGAGAAGCUCAAUAUCUUCCAGACAGUUCAGGAGAUCACAGGUUACCUGAACAUCCAGUCCUGGCCUCCUCACAUGCACAACUUCAGUGUCUUUUCCAACCUGACGACCAUUGGGGGCAGAAGUCUGUACAACCGGGGCUUCUCGUUGUUGAUCAUGAAGAACUUGAACAUAACAUCUCUAGGCCUCCGCUCCUUGAAAGAAAUCAGUGCUGGGCGUAUUUACAUAAGUGCCAAUUCGCAACUGUGCUACCACCAUUCUCUGAACUGGACCAAGCUGCUUCGGGGGCCUGCGGAGGAGAGGCUGGAGAUCAAGGACAAUCGGGCCCGCGAAGCUUGCGUGGCAGAGGGCAAGGUGUGUGACCCCCUGUGCUCCUCGGGGGGGUGCUGGGGCCCUGGCCCUGGCCAGUGCCUGUCCUGUCGGAACUACAGCCGAGGCGGUGUCUGCGUGACCCACUGCAACUUUCUGAAUGGGGAGCCUCGUGAGUUUGCCCACAAAGCGGAAUGCUUUUCCUGCCACCCGGAAUGCCAGCCCAUGGAGGGCACGGCCACCUGCAACGGCUCGGGCUCUGAUGCUUGUGCCCAGUGUGCCCACUUCCGAGAUGGACCCCACUGUGUGAGCAGUUGCCCCAAUGGAGUCCUGGGUGCCAAGGGCCCCAUCUACAAGUACCCAGACGCUCAAAACGAGUGUUGGCCCUGUCACGAGAACUGCACGCAGGGGUGUAAAGGACCAGACCUGCAGGACUGUUCAGGCCAAACACCUGUGCUGAUCAGCAAAACCCACCUAGCAAUGGCUUUAACCGUGGUCGGAGGCUUGGCCGUGAUUUUCCUCAUCCUGGGCGUCACUUUUCUGUACUGGCGUGGGCGCCGGAUUCAGAACAAAAGGGCGAUGAGACGCUACCUGGAGAGGGGUGAGAGCAUCGAACCUCUGGACCCCAGUGAGAAAGCCAACAAAGUCUUGGCCAGAAUCUUCAAAGAGACGGAGCUGCGGAAGCUUAAAGUUCUGGGUUCGGGCGUCUUUGGAACUGUGCACAAAGGAGUGUGGAUCCCCGAGGGUGAAUCCAUCAAGAUUCCAGUCUGCAUUAAAGUCAUCGAGGACAAGAGUGGACGGCAAAGCUUCCAAGCGGUCACAGAUCAUAUGCUGGCCAUCGGCAGCCUGGACCAUGCCCAUAUCGUACGGCUGCUGGGGCUGUGCCCGGGGUCAUCUCUGCAGCUGGUCACUCAGUACCUGCCUCUGGGCUCCCUGCUGGAUCAUGUGAGGCAACAGCGGGGGGCACUGGGCCCACAACUGCUGCUCAACUGGGGAGUACAGAUUGCCAAGGGCAUGUACUAUCUUGAGGAGCACGGCAUGGUGCACAGGAACCUGGCUGCCCGAAAUGUGCUGCUCAAGUCGCCCAGUCAGGUCCAGGUGGCAGAUUUCGGGGUGGCUGACCUGCUGCCCCCCGAUGAUAAGCAGCUACUGCACAGUGAGGCCAAGACUCCAAUUAAGUGGAUGGCCCUUGAGAGUAUCCACUUUGGGAAGUACACGCACCAGAGUGACGUCUGGAGCUACGGUGUCACGGUCUGGGAGCUGAUGACCUUCGGGGCAGAGCCCUACGCAGGACUGCGGCUGGCUGAAGUGCCAGACCUGCUGGAGAAGGGGGAGAGGCUGUCCCAGCCCCAGAUCUGUACCAUUGAUGUCUACAUGGUCAUGGUCAAGUGUUGGAUGAUCGACGAGAACAUUCGCCCCACCUUUAAAGAACUCGCCAAUGAGUUCACCAGGAUGGCCCGGGAUCCGCCGAGGUAUUUGGUCAUAAAGAGAGAGAGUGGGCCUGGAAUCCCCCCUGGGGCAGAGGCCCCUGCCCUGACCGACAAGGAACUGGAGGAAGUAGAGCUGGAGCCAGAAUUAGACCUAGACCUGGAGUUGGAGGCGGAGGAAGACAGCCUGGCGGAGGCACCAGGCUCUGCGCGAGGCCAGCCCGGCGGGACGCUGACUCGGCAGCGCGGGAACCAGAACCUUCUAAGUCCGUCGUCUGGUUAUAUGCCUAUGAACCAGGGUAAUCUUGGGGAGGCCUGCCAGGAGCCUGUGGUUUGUGGGAGCAGUGAACGGUGCCCCCGCCCAGCCUCUCUGCACCCGAUGCCUCGGGGCCGCCUGACAUCAGAGUCGUCAGAGAGCCAUGUGACCGGCUCCGAGGCCGAGCUGCAGGACAAAGUGUCCAUGUGUCGAAGUCGGAGCCGCAGCCCACGGCCACGUGGAGACAGCGCCUACCACUCCCAGCGCCACAGCCUGCUCAGCCCUGUCACCACACUGGCCCCAUCCGGGCUGGAGGAAGAGGACGUCAAUGGCUAUGUCAUGCCAGAUGCACACCUCAAAGGAACCCCUUCCUCGCGGGAAGGCACCCUGUCUUCAGUGGGCCUCAGUUCUGUCCUGGGUACUGAAGAAGAAGAUGAAGAUGAGGAGUAUGAAUACAUGAACCGGAGAAGGCACAGUCUACCUCGUCACCCUAGGCCAGGCUCCCUCGAGGAACUGGGCUACGAGUACAUGGAUGUGGGAUCAGACCUCAGUGCUUCUCUGGGCAGCACGCAGAGUUGCCCGCUCCACCCGGUGCCCCUCCUGCCCAGCGCGGGCACCACUCCAGACGAGGACUAUGAGUAUAUGAAUCGGCGACGUGGCGGAGGAAGUGCGGGGGGAGAUUACGCAGCCAUGGGGGCCUCCCCCGCAUCUGAGCAAGGGUAUGAGGAGAUGAGAGCCUUCCAGGGGCCUGGACACCACGCCCCCCAUGUCCAUUACGCCCGCCUCAAAACUCUGCGUAGUUUAGAAGCAACUGACUCUGCCUUUGAUAACCCCGAUUACUGGCAUAGCAGGCUUUUCCCCAAGGCUAAUGCCCAAAGAACAUAACCCCUGCUCCCUGACGCACUCAGGGAACAUUUAAUGGCAGCUAGUGCCUCUAGAGGGUACCCCUCUUCUCCCUAGCCCCUCUCCCUCACAGGUCUUGGCUCCAUUUCCCUAGUCCUAGACAAUUGCAUCGACCUUUGGAGGCUUUUAACACUGACACAAAGUUUUUGUGAUAUGUAGCCAGCUGUGCACUUUCUUCUCUUUCCCAAUCCCGGGAAAGAAGAAGGUUUUUCCCUGUUUCGUGUGCUUUCCCAAUCCCGUUCCUCAGGCAAACUCCCUGGAGAUAUGAAGGAUUACUCCACGCCCCAUGCCCCUUUCUCUCAGGCUCUGACUUGUUGAGACUAGCCUCCAAAGUGUGCCUUUGUUUCUCAUCAGACACCUAAGGAAGAGGAAAGGGCUGAAGCCCAGCAGGGGAAAGUAAAAUUGUGGCUUAUGACUCUUAACCCUCUAGAAGGAAAUUUUGGCUUAAAGUUUUGUGGACCGAAGAGGUUAGGAGUAGGUAGUGAUGAUUACUGUUAAUGCAACACUGGGCAAAGCGUCAUACUAAACUUUACUGUGUUAUCUCAUGGAGUCCUCGCAAUUCUGCUAGGGAAGCCAUUCUGUGAGCUAGUUAUUAUCCCAUUUUUACAAAUAGGGAAACUGAGCCUUAAUGAGAUUAAGCAAAUGUAGAGGCAGGUCCAGUAUUCAUUAUCUUCCAAUAUAUGUGCUCUUACUGUAAAGUAUCAAGGAAAAGAAAGUUCUUUUAAGGGGCAUUUCUCGUUUUUUUUUUUGUUUUUUGUUUUUUGUUUUUUGCACUGAAACAAGUCUAAACCCAAAAACCACAGCCUCUUCCUAUAUCAGCUUUUCAUCUCAGGAACGAGGGUAGGAUAGUUAGAAGGAAAAACCUUUGGGUAUGUUCGUGUAAAUAAUGAUCUAAUUUGCUGUAAAGGAUCUUCACUUCUUAAUCAAGGGGCAGAUUCACAAUGUCCCAGGAGCCACAUUUAGGACCUCUUCUCAUCCAGUCGUUGGGAAGCUCUCAGUCGGGCUGGAAAGGGGUCCGCUCAGAGCUCUGUUCCCUUGGAUCGGGGAUCUGGGAUGUUAUCUGUAUCCCUUCAAUUUUUUGUUUUGUUUUUAUACGUGUCUGAAUAAAAAUGCCAAUUCUUUUAGCUUCCUGUCA